This is a messenger RNA of Pieris brassicae (large cabbage white), 7920 nucleotides long. RefSeq names its product serine/threonine-protein kinase 10 (gene Slik). Gene Ontology annotation, molecular function: ATP binding; protein serine/threonine kinase activity. Bases 260 to 5236 code for a protein of 1658 amino acids. The transcript has 27 exons. Lineage: Eukaryota; Metazoa; Arthropoda; Insecta; Lepidoptera; Pieridae. Gene Ontology annotation, biological process: protein phosphorylation. The record is from RefSeq and is a predicted model, not a curated record.
UUUCACGAGAUAGGUACAUCCGCCGCAUACGGUAGUGCGAUAAAAAUAAUCGUGAUAUCUAAAAUUUCGUGUGCGAAUAUAAACUGUUUGUGAACUUUUUUAAAGUGUGUGUGAUAAAUUAGUAACAAAGUGCAGUUUGGAAUUUAUUAUCAUCACUUUUCUCAAGUUUCUACAAGACGCAAGCAGCGGUGGUAAUAGCGGCAUAAUGUAUCAAGGCGGGUGAGGCGCUGUCGCGUCGGCUCACGACGCGUACGCAGUCAUGUCGUUCUUUAAUAAUCUUAAGAAGGUGCUACACCUGGGCGGUGGAAAUGACGCGAAAAAGAAAAAAGUUUUCAGUAAUAUUAGGGAUAAUAGUGAUCCUAAUGAAAACUGGGACAUGAUUGGGGAGCUGGGCGAUGGCGCCUUUGGAAAGGUGUACAAAGCCCAGCACAAAACAACAGCCCAAUUAGCAGCCGCAAAAAUGUGUGUCUUGGACAAUGAGGACGAUUUAGCAGACUUCACAGUGGAGAUUGACAUUUUAACCGAAUGCAGACACCCGAAUGUGGUGGAACUGCAUGAGGCUUACUUCAUUGACAAUAAGCUAUGGAUGCUCCUCGAAUACUGUGAUGGUGGUGCCCUCGACUCGGUGAUGGCGGAACUGGAGAAGGGCCUCAACGAAUCGCAGAUUGCCUACGUUUGUCGCGAAAUGUGUAAAGGACUGGAGUUCCUGCACUCCAUGAAGGUCAUUCACCGGGAUUUGAAGGCUGGAAAUGUACUGGCCACUAUGACUGGUGGUGUUAAAUUGGCGGACUUCGGUGUGUCAGCGAAGAAUAAAUCCACACUGCAGAAGCACGAUACGUUCAUCGGAACACCUUAUUGGAUGGCGCCAGAGGUGGUUCUCUGCGAGACGUUUCGGGACCAUCCCUAUGAUUUUAAGGUGGACAUCUGGUCGCUCGGUAUAACAUUGAUCGAGUUCGCUCAAAUUGAGCCUCCGAAUCACGAAAUGACUCCCAUGCGAGUGCUGCUGAAGAUACAGAAGAGCGAUCCACCGACGCUUGAGCAGCCCUCGAGAUGGACCAAGCAUUUUAAUGAUUUUAUAUCCAAAGCGCUUGUUAAGGACCCAGAAAAGCGUCCAACAUCAACGGACCUUCUCAAGCACGAGUUCGUCAGCGGAAAUCUCGACUCCAAAUCUCUGAGGGAUCUCUUACUGGAGUACAGAGCCGAGGUGGUCGAAGAAGAGCUGUUGGAUGAUGACUCCGAGGAACAUCGCAGCUCUCAAAUGCAGAUGGAGAUCGAAGAUGACUCAACAUCUGUGCGGUCGGGCGAGACGCCGGACAUCAAGAUGUCGGAACAAGAGGCGUCCGCCCCCCGCGCAACCGCCGCAGCCCCGCCCCGAUCGCCGCGCGCUGCUUCGCCGGCGCCCCUGCAGCCCUCGCAGCCCUCGCAGCCCUCACAGCCAACGCAGCCAGCGAAGCGGCCGCACGACGACGUGGACAACGAUCACCGGCACGCUGACAGGAAGCCGCCCGCCCCAAAGAAAGAAAAAGGCCCUGCGCCCCCUCCCCCCGCGGUAUCAGCGACCCCGCCAACCCCCACAACACCCGUUACCCCAAUACAGUCACCGGCGACCCCCAUACCUCCAGCCCCCACACAUCCGCCCGUACAGUCAACGACACCCGUCACACAAUCCGCUACACAGAGUACCCCAACGCAAUCACCUACCCCCAUACAGACUCCAACGACCCCCACUCAAAGCCCUAUAGAAACAGCGCCUCUGACACCCUCACAGGCCGCUUCGCGUGGUGGCCGCAAACAGCCCGCGCCGCCACCUCCAGCCCCCACUCCCGCCAGUCCCACCACCGCUGGCAAGUUUAUUGUGGACCAGGUGUGUCGAGAAGCCGAACAGGCGGUACAAAAACAAUCAAUAAAUCCAGAGGUACAGUUAGCAGAUACAAAACCAAAGCCAGAUAGACCCGAGGUGACAGACAACGAAGGUGUCAGUGUCACUGUCAAACAUGACGUUAACAGAAACAGCACGGAAAUUGACAGGAAUAAUAUCAAAAUUGACGCUAAGACAGACGAUGAGACAAACGACAAAAAUGCAGAUGUUAAAAAUGUAAUUAAAAGUACAGACGAUUCUAGGAAACAAAAAGAAGUGAAGAGAAGAAGUAUGGAGAUCGAGAGCAAACUCGAAAAGUCCAAAGGUCUAGCCACGCAAAGGCAAAGUCUCACCGACGUCAGAGAAACUUUCGAAAAGAGAGCUUUGGAAGAGAGGAAGAGCUUCGAUUCAGAGGUGAGAGAGGUUAAAAGAGAGGGAGAGAAGGAGAAGGCUAGAUCGACGGAUGAGAUUGGUGCGAGCGAGACGAAGAGAGUCAGUGCUGAGAUAAGUAGAAUCGAGUCGAGAUCGCGGAGUAUGGACGAUAAAGAUCGAUUGGAUCGAGUGAUUCGGGAUUAUUCGAGGUCCAGUUCGAUAGAUAAGAGUUCCAUCGAGAUCAAGCCAGUCGUGACACCAAUCCGUCAGCCAUCACCAUCCCAAGCGGUGACGGUCGUGUCUGUGAGCGCUGAACCGAACUCCUUGGACGCGGUGCCUUGCGGUCUCGUCACAGUAACCACGACGCAUCCACCCGUGCUUAGCACGGGCGCCAGACUGCCUCCAAACGCAGUGACGAUAUCCAGCACUCCGCCCAUCAACGACGAGGUGGUGGUGGUGGGGGGUUCGGCCAGCGUCGUCACCACCGCCACGGGAUCCUCCUCCGACGACGACUGUUUCGCGCCUUCGUCUCUUGACUCAUUGGAUUGCACCACUUGUUAUACAGAGAAGAGUAGAGGCCGUCGCCUGGACAGCAGUGAAGUGCUGAUCCUUAGCCCUGGAGCUGGUGAUUCGGGUCUCGGGUUCGACGAUUCUCAUAAUCUCAAUUUGGACACUUCCCAUGUCUCAGUGGUGACGGUCGGGGCGGAAGAAGUGCGGGUUCGGGACUCGGCGGCGACGCACAUAGCGUUGCCGCACAACGACCACGCCAGACUUAGCCCUGAUAGCUUUGAAAGCCGCCGCUCUGACAGUGGCUCCGGAAGGUCGGAGAGAUCGCGCCGUGGUGAUGCCGACUCUUUGGCGACAACGGCCUCGCAUGACUCGCCACACCUCAAUGGCGGUGGACGGGUAAAUAAAGACAGCCAGAGCAUAGAAGAGAACGGAGAAGCGGAAGUAGUAUUGAGAAGGAAACCGCAAGAAAACGUCAAUAGGAUACAGAGGUCAAAAGAAGACAUUCAUAUGGCGAACCUGAAGAAGAAGACUCGGAAACGCACGAGGAAGUUUGAAAUUGACGGCGUUAUCGUUACUACUACAACUCAUAAGGUGAUAUGGGGCGACGAAGAAAGCGGUCGCACGUGGGACGACCACGCCCUGCGCAAACAGGAGUUGCGCGAGAUCAAGAUGCUGCAAAAGCAGGAGCAGAAGCAGUUCCAGGACCUCAGCGCUAAGGAGGCGCAGCUCAGGGAGCAGCAGGACAAGAGGUUCGAAGCCGAGUUGGCGUCCCUAUGUCGAGCCCACGAAGCAGACUUGGACACUUUGGCUCGUGCCCAGAGAGCGGCGGCCGAGCGAGCCGAACAGCAACUGGAGGCAGAGUUGCGGGCCCAAGCGAAGCGCCUUCGAGCAGACCACGAGCGGGAUUUGCGCCACUUCAGGGAUACGCUCAAGCAGGAGUUGCGGCUGCUUAAACAGGAAGUAGAACUAGUCGCAAAGGACCGUCGCAAAGAGGCGUACAGGCAGCGACGGACGCGGCUGGACGCCGAGCACGCGGCUCGCGAGCGCGCGUUCGUCGCCUCGUUGGCCGAGAGCGGGGACGCGGUGCUCAGGCGCGUGCACGCCACGCACCGCGAGAGGCAGGCCUUGGCCGACAGGCAGCACUUGCAGCAGAGGCAGCAGAUAAUGCGUACCAGAGAAGCAGCUCUCUGGGAAUUGGAAGAGAAGCAAAUCCACGAGAGACACCAGCUCGCGAAACGACAACUCAAAGACGAGUUCCUGCUCAGACGGCAUCAGAUGCUGGUCAGGCACGACAAGGAGUUGGAGCAGAUUAAGAGAAAAAAUCAACGCAAAGAAGAGGAGCUGGCGAAGUGCCAGGCGUUAGAGAAGAGAUCUCUUCCCAAACGUAUACGCGCGGAGCAGAAGGCGCGCGAGAUGAUGUUCAGGGAGUCUUUGAGAAUAGGAGCCGCGACUCACAGUCAUGAUGAUGAGAGGGAGAGGCUUAAAAAGUUCCAAGAGAACGAGAAACGUCGCUACCGAGCCGAACAACAAAGGCUGGCGACGAAGCACGCGAAAGCCAGGGAGGAGCUGAAGGCUGCGGGAGAGGCGUUGCUCCGCGAACUGGAGCAAUACCAGAACGAAAAGCGCAAAGCGCUGAUGAACCACGAGAGCAAUAAGAUGAAGGCGAUCGAGGAGCGAUAUGGGCAGGAGUUGAAGGAGUGGCGCGCCACUUUGGGAGACAGGAAGCAGAAUCUUGUCGAAGCCUUCAAAAAGCAACUCGACGAUCACGAGAACAAAUUCGGCAUUGCCAUACCAGACCGGGAGGGUUACCUAAACGUACCCUGGCCGAAGAACGUCUUGCAACACGUCCUAUCCACGUACCACCAACGGAACUCGUUCAUUGGCUCCCUCUCGCGGUCCAGGACCAGCCUGAACUUGGUCAUCUCCACCGCGAACACGCCGAACAUGGAACGCAGGAGCUCGUCGCCGAAUCGUCUCACGAAAUCCGCGGCAUCCAGCGCCACGAACACCGCCAAGCGCGGCAGACUCACCAAGGCCCAGAAGUUUGGAUCCACGUCCAAUCUGAAGCUUGUCUCCGAGAAGAUAUCCGGAUUCUCCGUGUUUAACAAUGACGAGAUGAAGCGAUAUCCGAUAAUGGCCUACGAUGUUAUUCCUCGGGAGAUCGAGGAGGAGCCGAGGAGGCUGGAGCGUUCGAAGCCAGUCCAGAAGAAGUUGAACAGGCAGAGUCUGAGCGAGCAGCUGUUUAAGGAAGUGAACGAAACGACGAUGAAGCGGAGUAUGUCCCAGCAGAGUUUGAAAGAUGUCAGCAUGGAGGCGGUGAUGAUAGAUAUGCCGUCACUGGAGGGGAGGUACGAUAGCAGUGAUGAAGAAAGGCAUUUCAGUAGGUGGGGCGCAGUUAGGGGGUCGAAUAGCUACGCGAACGCUCCGAGCGUGCCAGUCACUCAAUUGUCGACGCUUAAUUUGAAUAAGGCUAAAAGUCCGGAUUCCGUUGCGUAGUAUUUGAAAGGACUUUUGAUAAAAUCGCUCAGUAUAGGAAUCCCAUUUGAGACAAAAAUAGUUUGAUCUCAUUCGGUCACAGCGUCAAGGUCGUUUGCUAAAAUGUGAUUUUAAAUAGAGGGUAGUUUCAAUUUAACCAAAAUGCUUCAUACAUUGCGGCUUUCAUAAGGAAUAAAGAAGGAUUUUUAAUUUUUUAAACAAACUCAAAAAUAUUCAUUAAUAACGAUUUCGUGUUUCGAGUAAAGUAUGAUAAGUAUUUAAAGACAAAGCCGGGGCGUGGUUAACAUGGCUAUUUUUGAUGUUUAUAAUUAGAUUUGUCGGUGUGGUCGUGUGUGUGUUCGUGUCACACACAAAAGGGACAUUAUACCUUUAUGGCGAAAUCAAUGUCCCAUUAAAAAAUUCGUGUAUACGAUAUUAAAAUAAAGAUGUUGCCAUGUACGAUGCCAAUAAUUUAGUAUAAGAUUCGGUGUUGCCUUGUAAAUUUUAAUGCUUCCGAGUUUGUGCCUAAAUAGUGUAAUGCAUUUAUAAUCGCGGCAGACGAGAAGCGUUCAGGGAAACUGUCAGUUACAGUAAAAUGUCUACGAAUGUCAAAAUAUACUAAUACGUUUUUGGCUCACUCAAAUUCGAUGACAGGACAGUUAUAUAGGCAGGGGGAUUAUAUAGAUUUAGUUUCCAGAAAGUGUGAACGCUAUCAUGUCCCUAACCCCCAUAUGACUUGCAAUAAAAAAGAAACACAAAUAAUUCAUAAAAAAAUGCAAAUCAUGCAACUGGCGGCCUUAUCGCUAACGAGCGCUGUCUUCCAGACGACCCUAGUAAGAGAAAAACUUUAAAAAACUUCCUUUAACACUUAAUAUGAAUUUAAAACAUACAGAUUGUACCUCUAUCACCGCCCGUUGUUCUAACUGAUCGUUUCUUAACGCAGUUUUUGCCACUGAAGUACUUACCAAUUAUGGUCCUUCCGUACGAGUGUACCAAUUCUUCUAGUCUUUAUUGCAUUUGCGAGCGCUCUGGCUUUUAGAGUGUCCAUGGACGGUAUCACUUAACAUCAGGUGAACCUCUUGUAUCUUUGCCCCUUUGUAAUAACCUGAAAAGUGGAGAUGAAUUGGAUUUUCUUUCUAUUUUGCGCAUUUAACAUUCGCUCGAACGGUGAAGGAAAACAUCGUGAGGAAACCGACUUGCCUUAGACCCAAAAAGUCGACGGCGUGUGUCAGGCACAGAAGGCUGAUCAACUACUUGCCUAUUAGAUUAACAAAUGAAUCAUGAAACAGAUACAGGAAUCUGAGGCACAGACCUAAACAGGUUGUAGCGCCAUUGAUUAAUAACCUGAAAAAAUAUGUCUUGAAAAUCUAUUGUUUAGGAGAUAGACCGCUUUUUUAAAUCCGAGGUCGUAUCGUGUUACGUACACGCACGUGUGAUCCCACUGCCAAUCCGAUCGCGCAUUUAAUGUAUCAGAAUUUCUAAAUGAGUAUUUGUACUAUCACAAAAGCAAAUUUUGAUAAGAAAAAAAUAUGGUUUUGUUUUAAAAAUUGUCAAAUAACUUUGGGACAAUUUUUUUUUUUGUAGAGUUGGCUUCAGUGACACGUAACAGUCCUAUUAUAAUUAAUCUCUAAAAGACAUUGCCCACAAAGUGGAUGGGUAAAAAAUCUGCAAAUAAAUGUCGCCCUGCCUAUAUACACUCUAAUCGAUUGAGUCGCUUAGCGCCGUGCUUGACUCAGAAGACUUUCUGUCUUUAAUUCCAUUUUAUUUAAUUCUUUUAGAAUAUUUUACAUUAUAAUUAGUCUUAAUAUAUAAUGUGUAUGCAUAAAAUAAUCACUAUAACACACAAUUUGAUUUAAAUGUGUUAGAUCGGGGCCAUUCUGUAAUCACUGAAAAUGUCUUCAAUUUGGAAUUUGGGAACGAAAAUUGCAGGAAAUCAAAUUAUUUUUCAAAUGAAUAUACAGAUUUCAGAGUCUUGAAUGGUUCGAAUUGUCACAAUUUUUGAGUGCUUGGGUUCAGCCAGCAAGAUCAUACCGUCUUAACUAUGAAGGCCUCUGAAAUUUGCUGAUCAAGCAGGAUCAGUGUUCGGACGGAUUUUAUCGAAAUCCAAAAUUUUUAUAGCCUUUUUGUAUUUGUUAAAUCAGACGGUUUAAUGGAUAUAGAUUUAUUAGAUUGCGUUAAGGCCAUUCAUAUAGAUGUUCAGUUGAGUUGGUUUUGACACAAUGUCAGUUUUCGACAACCGUGACCCACUAACGACGGAAAUAGUCGCGAAUUCGGAAAAGCGAUUUUGACACGAAAUCGCGUUUUGGCGGGUGCUCUCCACUAAUGACAAACUAAUCAGUACAUAAACGUUCACGUGGCAGUGUCACCGCUGUCGAAUAGUGAUUUUGUCUCAAGUCCCUAUAAAUAAAUUUAGUUUUAUAUACACCAUUCUUGGGACAUCUUGCCAAAAUUAUAUUAAACAAAUGUUAAGCUAAAGAAGAAUUGUUUUUAUAUAUGUUAUUAAAGAUAUAGUAUUUAAAAUCUAACUCACUUUAAUAUAUUUCUCAUAUAAUUUAUAUUGGUUUGUUUGCUCCAUAUGCGGAAUAUACGGAAGGACCUUUUUUCGUGACUUUGAUACAAUUUAAUCUUAUGUACUGUUUAAUCACAUGCCACGUCCAGUCCAGGCUAUGGAUUGGAUUUAUGGAUAAAUACAGACAUUAUAAAGA